Saccoglossus kowalevskii is the source of this 1665-nucleotide messenger RNA. RefSeq names its product neuronal acetylcholine receptor subunit alpha-4-like. NCBI's taxonomy places the organism in Eukaryota, Metazoa, Hemichordata, Enteropneusta, Harrimaniidae. The record is from RefSeq and is a predicted model, not a curated record.
AUGAGUCUAGGCUUCUACUCACAAGUGUUUGUGGUUCCAAAGGGCGUCAGUACACAUCAACCCGUACCUAGACGACUGGUUGCUACACAACCAAAACAAGUGGUAGUUGGCCGAGCAAGUAAGGCUAACACAAGAUUUACUACACCAGUUGGGCUUCCUAGUAAAUUCCUAGUAAAUCAAGAAAAGUCCAAUCCACACCCAACACAGCAGUUGGUGUUUCUGGGCAUGGAGGCGGGCUUGAAAUGGACCGAUUAUCGACUAGAAUGGAAUCCAGCUAAUUACAGUGGAGUCGAUACCUUGAUAGUUAGCUUUCAGAAGUUAUGGUACCCGGAUAUGGUGCUCUAUAGCAGUGCUGAUGGAAAAUACGAUCUUCCUCUCUCUAAGAAUGUCCGACUCUCGUCCGAUGGCAUUAUUAAAGUAGCGCCCCCAGCGGUGCUUGUUAGUCCAUGUGUCAUCAACAUCAAGUAUUUCCCGUUCGAUGUACAGCGCUGUUCUUUGAAGAUUGGCACAUGGGAGUACAACGGUAACGAAACCCGUCUGACACCAAUGCAUGACGAGGUCGUCAAAGAGAAUUACUUAGAGAACGUUGAAUGGGAGAUUGUUGGAUCAGAAGUUGACGAUUUGUUGGUGAAAUACCCAUGCUGCCCUUAUAUUUAUAGUAAUCUGGUAUAUACAUUGAUCGUUAGACGGAGACCACUCUACUACAUCACAAACAUUAUUAUACCAUGUUUUUUCAUGUCGUUCAUUACACUUAGUGUGUUUUACCUUCCGCCUGACUCUGGUGAGAAAAUUACGCUCAGUAUUUCGAUUCUAUUGGCGCUCUCGGUUCUCAAUUUAUUAGUCGCCGAUAUAAUGCCACCAACAUCGGAAACGACGCCAUUAAUCACAAAGUAUCUAUUGUUCUGUAUGACUAUUGUUAUGGCUUCUAUUAUUAUUACCAUUCUUGUUUUAAAUGUCCACCACCGAGCAACCAGCACACACAACAUGCCCAUGUGGGUCAGAAAAAUAUUCAUGCAAAUACUGCCACGCUACCUGCACAUGAAAGCCGCAAGGACGCCCUCACAUGGUAGAAGGAAGAGGGAAAAGUCGGAAGCAGAAAUGUCGGAAUCGCACACCUGCGGCGAGAUAAAAGAAACAGGUGUUGAUAAAUCAAGCGGUAUUUGGAUUGGUCAUGGCUCCAGUAAGCUACAAAAAGACAAGCAGCCUAUGGAUACAAGUGUUACGUUUCUUUCCAACGGUGGCUUAAAAACAAGCAGCAGAAAUCACUCUUCGCAAGUACCGCUUCUGAGCGCCACCCAGAAUAAAAGAAGAACAGCGCGGACCUCAAUGAGUCGGCCAAUCUCUUGUCGUUGUGUGCAAGGGGAAAUCUACGAAAAAGACACGUCUGUGGACGCUGAAUCUGUGAUAUCUGAAAAAGAUUGUUCGGCAUAUGCGUCGAAUGAAGACGAUAGAAAGAACGGCAUGUUUCAUAGAAAAAUGCUGGAAAAUGUCGAGUGCAUCGUGGACUACGUUAAGCGAGAAAGAAACGAAUAUGACGUGAGAGAAGAAUGGAAAUACGUUGCCAUGGUUAUCGACAGAAUACUGCUGAUACUAUUCACUGUUGGGUUUCUCAUUGGGAGUUUUGUUUUAAUGUUAAUAAUAUCAGGGGUUAUGGGAGUGCCAUAA